AUGCCGCGACAAUACCACGCAAACAUGGCGACGCAAACGACAACUCUGCAGCAAACCAUUCUCGCGCCGGGAGCUGCUGCGACUGGAGCAACUCCCACAGAACGAACUCGAUUCUACAAGGAGUUCUUGACCCCCGCACUGCACCGGCGCUUCAUAAAAGCAGUGGGCAUACUGCUCGCUGUCUGCUAUGUCUUCGGCAUAAUCAUCACAAGCUUCCGCGGCACCAUAGUAACAGCAUGGUUUCCGCUCGGUCCAGCUGGAGCUCGCGCAUCACUUCUUCUCAUAACAUGUCUCUCCAUUCUGGUUGUACGGGUCGCAAACAUGCACAUUGGCGAGCGCAUCACGAGCAGCGUUGCAGAGACAGCGUAUGAUCUGGUGUGGAGGAGACUGGGCAAGUCACUGCACACAGUCGGAUGGUAUGCUCUUUCAGGCUGGUUGUUUGGGGAGUUCUAUGUCUGGACGAGAGGUGACAGCGCGGAGCUGGGCUUGGUGCUACCUUACGAGUCGUAUGAGCGACCGAGGCUGAACGAGAAUCCCAUCUUCUUGAGGAGCCUCUUCAUUGUGCUAGGAGUGUUGCAAGCCGGACUGCACUUGGUGAAGGACUACGAUUGUGUCAAGAUACCCGCGACUCCACGAGAAGAGCGGGAGAAAGAGGAAGAGGCGAAGAAGAAUGCCUUGACAAGGAUCCUCUCACCAGAGGCUGUCGCGAGACUACCAGCGGUGGUGCGAACAUUGGCUGACAAGCUGGGCCCGAUCGUGCACGGUGCUGUCAACAUCACCAUUAUCACCGUCAUCGCACAUCUCUUCAUAUACUUCCUGGUCCUGAGGCGGCCUCUCUGGUCCUUCUUCUACAGUAUGGCACGAACCUGGUUCCAGCUACCGAGCUCUGCACCACCACCAGGCAUUUCCGACCUACACAUUUGGGCUCUAUUCCGCCAGACAUUGACAGCACCACUGGCACUAUCGAUCCUGUGGGAGAUCUCGAACACCAUUUUCAGCGUCUUUGUCGCUCAAGCACCGAUUCUGAAAGAUGCGCCUCUGACCAGUGGGGUCAAGGAUGCCAGAGGUGUCGUGCUGCGCAAGAGCAAAGACCCGAACAGCAGCUUGUUGAAUGGCUUGAAGACAAAGCGGGAGCUGAACAAGACUUUCGCCUUCUGGGAGCUAUAUCUCAUUGCCACCAAAUACGACGACAGGCGGAAGACAAUCUACACCGAAGUUGCAAGAAAGGACGGCAGCACGUGGUCGCAGAUCUGCGACAUUGCCCUGAAGGAAGUGGAAGCGAUCACUGCGCGUAUUCAGGCGGCGACCGUACCAGAGCAGAAGCCGGUGGUGAGAGAGGAGCAACCCCUGCAGCGAUUGACUGAAGAUGAUCUUGGAACGCCCAAACCAGAAAAGAGAGGUCUCCCGAAGAUAGCAGAUCGCGAAGUAGCCGGUGAUGGCGACGUCUUCGCAAAGAAGGCACCAGAUCUUGUACAGACAUUCGGCAACUUUGCGAGGAGCGUCGGCCAGUCGGCAAACACCCAGAACCCCAUCACACCCACCGCGCUGAAGUACAUCGAAUACGGCGCGGAUCAGCUUAUCCCAAAGGAGACCCAACAGCGUCUGUCUCGUAGCCACAUGCAAGAAGAAGCAAAUGGCUUCUUCGCUAAGGUGCUCCGAUCACCAAUCGGCGAGGCCUUCAAGAACACCUUUGCGCGUCAAGUCAAGAAGGUUGUCUUCGGCUCACCUACCUCGAACAAAGCCAACAUCGUCUUCGCCGUGAAGUCCCUCACCGAGCUGGGCGUGAAGAGUCUGUCGGAGGAUGAUUACGGUCAAGUGCAGAAGGACAUCCCCAGGAUUAUCCGCACCUUCACCACCACGAUCAAGAACAUCGAGACUUACACACGUACUCUCAAGCCGAAUUGGACGGACCUUGGCUUCACCGAGCAGGAUCGACAAGUAGCGGAGGUGCAGGAGCUGCUGGAGAUCCUGAAGACAAGUCUCAAGCAGAUUAUGCUGCAGUUUGGCGAGUAUGCAAAUACUCUGGGUCUGAGCAAGAAGGAGGUGCGUGAAGCAGGCGAGGCUACGGGUGAUACGCCUGCUCCUGUGGCACUUAUUGGUGGCAGACCGACACGGCCGAAUGAUGGGGCGUUCGAGCGCCCGGAGAUGCAGCAGGUUGGCAAUGACGGCGGGAUUGGCGCCGGUGGUAGACUGCGGCGGACUGGUCGCUAG
Molecule: messenger RNA, 2211 nt
Organism: Fulvia fulva
Lineage: Eukaryota; Fungi; Ascomycota; Dothideomycetes; Mycosphaerellales; Mycosphaerellaceae
Product: Nucleoporin NDC1
Exons: 1
Coding region: 1-2211 (736 amino acids)
Biological process (GO): nuclear pore organization; spindle pole body localization
Cellular component (GO): spindle pole body; nuclear pore transmembrane ring
Molecular function (GO): spindle pole body-nuclear membrane anchor activity
Source: RefSeq, a predicted model, not a curated record